This is a messenger RNA of Hippoglossus stenolepis (Pacific halibut), 974 nucleotides long. RefSeq names its product transcription factor HES-7.1-B. Gene Ontology annotation, biological process: regulation of transcription by RNA polymerase II; anterior/posterior pattern specification; regulation of neurogenesis. Gene Ontology annotation, molecular function: RNA polymerase II cis-regulatory region sequence-specific DNA binding; protein dimerization activity; DNA-binding transcription factor activity, RNA polymerase II-specific. The record is from RefSeq and is a predicted model, not a curated record. Lineage: Eukaryota; Metazoa; Chordata; Actinopteri; Pleuronectiformes; Pleuronectidae. Gene Ontology annotation, cellular component: nucleus.
UGAGGGAAACGUUCUACUCACACUAAGAGGAGAGAGGACACAUCUGCUACAUCUGGACACCAGGACUUUGUCCACAUUUAAUCUUUAAUAACAAAAAAUACCAUAAUAUAUAAUGUUGUGUUCCAGUAUCUUGCAGCAUGAAAAAUUAAACUUUUACUUUACAAUUAAUUAAUUUAAAGAAUUAAAUGAUAAUACCUCAUAUAAAAUGUGUAAAUUUUGAGGUACAAAGUUUUUAGAUCAGGGCAUGUGCUCAUUCAAAGUCAUUGAUCAGCAUCAGGCAGCAGAUCUGCUCUCUACAGGGUCACCACUUUCCCAGAUUCUCCCUCCAUCACCCCCCCAGUCCUCCACCUGUUCCCCUGAGAUCCAACUAUUGUCUCCGGCUCAUAUGACAACUGAGCAUGUGGCAGCUCCACAGUCCCUUUCUCUUUUUCAGGCUCUCUGAUUGGCUGAGACUGUGGGAACCUGCAGCCAGACCCAGACCCACACAUUGAUAUGGAGAUGUGGGACUAUAAAUAGGAGGGAUGAAGGCAGCAGAGAUCAGAUUGUCUCUACACAGACCUCUACAGCACAGAGAUCCACACAUGGCUCCUACAAUCACUGCAGCAAGGACCAACUCUCAGGAGCAUCUGACUCGGAGCCACAAGCUCAGAAAGCCUCUGGUGGAGAAGUUACGCAGAGAGCGAAUCAACAGCAGCAUCGAGCUGCUCAAGUCUCUCCUGGGUCCAGAGUUCCUCAACCAGCAGCCAGACUCCAAGCUGGAGAAAGCAGACAUCCUGGAGAUGACAGUUUGCUUCCUGACACAGCUGCUGCAGCAGAACCAGCAGCAGAGAAGACUGAUGAAGCACUUCAACAAGCUGCAGUCUUCCUCUGAGGAGAAGCUGACAGAGGCUGACUUCUCUCCUCUGAGCUCCACAGUCCACAGCAGCAUCACCAAAGACAGGUCCAGUCAGCAGCGCCCCUGGAGGCCGUGGUAG